UCUCCGGGUGAUCCGGGACUUCCUACAGAAGAAGCGCCUUCUGAGCUUUCAAACAGCAGACGGACACAAACAGGUCUCCUGUGAUCAUGAGCUGCUUGUGGAUGGGAAAUCUUGAGCCCUACAUGGAUGAACAAUUUGUGUCCCGUGCUUUUGCCACCAUGGGAGAGCUGGUGGUUUCUGUAAGGAUUAUUCGGAACAAAAUGAACUUGGCUUCUUCUGGUUAUUGUUUUGUGGAGCUGACAGAUGAAGCUACAGCAGAAAGAUGUCUCAGAAAAGUCAAUGGGAAACUUGUUCCAGGGGCAAUGCCGCCCAAAAGAUUCAAACUAAAUAAGGCAAAUUAUGGGAAACAUGGAGCGAACAGAAACAAAAGUGGGUGCUCUCAGCCCUACCCCUAUGACCAGAACCAGCAUUAUCAGCAGUACUCUGACCCUAGCUACUACUCAAGCUGGGGAUAUGAUCAGAAUGCAGGCAGCUAUGGUGGCUACAACUACAGUUCAUAUAACAUCUGUGACCAGGACUCUUAUACCGAUAUGCACGAAGAUGGGGGACUUGAAGAACCUACUGUGGACUUAGAUGUGGUGGCAGUGAACAGGCAGUUCCUAGAAGACAGUGAGGAACUCUAUGAUGCCCUCAUAGAAUGUCAUUGGCCUGCUUUGGACUUACCUCACUCUCCUGAAUAGACUAGUAUUUUUCUGAUGUGAGUGAGGACUAAUGCGCUGAUACACUUCAGGAAAGUGCUGUGAUGGUGCAAAAAUGAAAGUAGGGCACAUGUAAUUUUGAAAUGGAUAUUUAAACUUAGUUUAAAUAGUGCCUAUCAGAAAUAUAAAGGGUCCUUUAGUGGGGUUCAUGAAUGGCAGUGCCCCACACAGGAUGUUGAUUCACAAUUUAAAAAUGGAUGAGCCGCAGAUGUUCUUGAUUGUUAUUUUAACUAACCCUUUUUACACUCAUAGCAUUGUGCUUAUUGAUUGAUUUGUAAAAUUAUAUUUGGAUCAUUCCAUUCUGGGAAUGUUUGGUGCCCCUGGUGUCCCUUUUAAAAGGCUUAGGCUGAAAAAAUGAGAGCUUCUACAACAGUAUAAUGAUCCAAACAUAUCUCAUGAGAAACAUAGUGAAACUUCUGAAAUGACAUUUGUCCACAUUUGUGGAUGGAUUUUUAAAAAGCUGUGCUGCAAGACAACCAAAGAAUAUAUCAAGUCUAGAGGCCUUUAGCAAAGAAGGGUGGAGAAAACAAGGACUGAAAAAGUGUUAGCUGGCUUCAGGCUGUGUUAUUUUUGCACAGACAAAUAAAUGAUUAUGUAAUAUUAUGAAAGAAACGAACUUGCUUAAGAUCAUUUAUUAUCAAUUUUAAGCCUGCACCUUCCCCCAAUAUAAUUUGAUAUUUGCAGACAAACAGGUAUUUAAGUCACAGUAUAAUUGACUACCUUUGUUACCUCAGUUAAUCAUUAGUUUGACAGGUAGGAUAUAAUCAUCUUCUGUAGGAUUAUAAGAACAAUCAAAUAUGGGCCUCUCUGGUAUUGGAAGGAUGGAUUUCUGCACAGGUUUUGUGGUUUGACACUUUUACCUUUACUUAAUUCUCAAAAGCAAGUAAAGUUAAUACUUAACUGGUACACACCCUUUGUCAGUUAGAGUAGCUCCCAUUGUUUCACUUCUGUAGCACAGAAUUCUAAAUACUGAUGUAAAUCUACUUUAAUUUAUUGUCAUGAUCUCAUCGUUUUUGCAUCAGGUUUGUAUAAUUUUAACUGUCAUUUUAUUUGCUGACUGUCAACAAAUCAAUUGUGCUGAAGAUUGUGAGUUAUUGCCAUUGUUUAGAAGAAUCUACACAUAUCAGACUAACACUUUCAUAAAACAAGCAAAUAAUAAAAAAGUGCUAUUUUUAUUCUCUUGA
Messenger RNA from Astyanax mexicanus (Mexican tetra), 1882 nucleotides. RefSeq names its product tRNA selenocysteine 1-associated protein 1. Bases 87 to 680 code for a protein of 197 amino acids. Gene Ontology annotation, molecular function: RNA binding. The transcript has 7 exons. The record is from RefSeq and is a predicted model, not a curated record. NCBI's taxonomy places the organism in Eukaryota, Metazoa, Chordata, Actinopteri, Characiformes, Acestrorhamphidae.